This is a messenger RNA of Sporothrix schenckii 1099-18, 2745 nucleotides long. RefSeq lists its product as uncharacterized. Bases 1 to 2745 code for a protein of 914 amino acids. Lineage: Eukaryota; Fungi; Ascomycota; Sordariomycetes; Ophiostomatales; Ophiostomataceae. The transcript has a single exon. The record is from RefSeq and is a predicted model, not a curated record.
AUGGCACAUCCACCUAACAACAAUUAUGUCGGCUUGAACGACGAAGAAAUGUACGCCACAGGGUAUGCGGCCGACAGCAGCCAUGAUCGGGACCCAACAUUAGAUACCGGAAACCUUGCCGACAUGUCCUAUGUGACCAGCAUGCAAGAAAACUUUGGGGACUUUUUAAACAUGCUGCUCACCGACGUUCCUGAAGACGGCACACAAACGGCUACCGUGCCUGAAGCAAGCGACCUCGUAUUGCCGCAGACUUUGCAGCAAAAUUCAAUCCAGACGCAAAACAGCCUCCGGCUUGGACAAGGCCAACUGCCGUCGCCGCCGCCAUUUGUACCAUUAUAUGUGAAGUCGCCAGCGGUUACUAAUCACAUUCGAGCAUUUCAAAUGCAAAUGGACCACAUCCCUCAGGUGCCCGCGGGCGCUGUCCAGGAGAGCUCGAGCCUGCCGUGUCCUGGGCCGCCGCACGAGGUGGACGACGGACUUGGCCAGGACGUGGUACCUGACCACCCGAUGCUACAACCCUCCACACAAAAUGGCUUCGUCUAUGGCCCGCCCCAAGCCCCAACCGUGCAUCCAUCUUCUAUGCAGGCAUCUCCAAUUGUACCGUCGACUUUGCCAAAUUACAGUACACCGCCCGACCUUGUUUCCACGGUAGACGCCAGCAGUUUCAAUCUUUGGCUCUUCAACUCUCCCGAUCGUAUAUUUUUUAACCCUAGCGACAUAUCGGACGUGUUUAGCUCCUCUCUCGCAUUUCCGGAGAAUUGGGGACAGGUUGGUAUGCCAAUGAGUACCAACCAUGCUGAGACAUUUCUCACAACGCCGAGUGAUCAAUGGUUCGACAGGCAGUCCAUGGGCAACGCUCCCUACCGUGGCCACCAAGGCCAGCGUUUAAGUGCCAGCGAAGUAGAGAGUGAUGGCAUCGGCAGAAUUGUUGGGUCCGCGCCUAUCAAAGAAGAGCUUAUGUUCAUCGGCGCAAAUACCUUGAACAACCAGACCGCCGUGAACAACAGCAGUACGGCUGUUGCGAGCGGCAACCCCUACAUGCACAGGACAGAGGGUAGUCGUCCAGCCAAUUAUGCACCCAACGGCCCUCAGCCGCGGUACGAUCACCUGUGGACCGGCAAUUCUGUCGUAUCGGCCGCUGUUGAGGCCAGCCGCAGUUGGCUUAUGGCUCAAGACUCUUACAACUUUGAGCGGUUCACUCCGGUUCCAGAUACGAAAGGAAAGAGAAAAGCAGUGGACACAAAUGUGGCAGAACAUACAAAGACAGUCGCACCACAUUUGACAUUGUUGGGCCCACAGCCUCAAAAGCUGGCCAAGUCGGACAGAAAUCCAAUGGCGGCAGCAGCAGCAGCAGACAUUGCGUCGUCGUGUUUGACAACAGUGGAUCAUCAAAGUUCUUUCACAGCCUCCGUGUCUGCCGCCGCCUCUGGUGCCGCCUCUGGUGCAAGUGCAAAAAAAAGAAAACGGUUGGUCACGGGGCUGAAUCCAAGUCCAGCGAGGUCCCUUAUGCCCAACCUGGGCCUCGCAGACGUGGCAGCCUCGUCUGCAGGACAAGAAAACAUCACAUGCGCACAGUGUCAGUCCAACCCUGCAAUGACCUCAAAGACACACCCUACGCAAGAAUCGCUCAACGAGCAUAUCAACCACGCCCACCGGCGCCAUUCGUGCCCUUUCGCCUUUGCCGGCUGCACAGUCGACUUUGCUUCAGUGACCGAGCUCAGACGGCACGUAAAGACCAUUCACUUAAAGGAAGAGUCCCGCACAUGCCCACUCUGCCCGAAUAUGGACGCCUUUGCCCGCGCUGACAACUUUCGGGAGCACUGGCUGACAAUGCAUACGCCGGCCGACGUGAAGAACGCGCGCGAGCAGCUGGCCGAGAAGACAAAACAGGACAAAAAGAUGAAAAAGGAACUUGGUCCGGGUUCGGCUCCGGGUCCGGCUCCGGGUCCAGGCGCCGCCACGGCCGCCUCGUCCUUGCCCUCGUCAUCAACGCUGCCUGACUCUUCCUCCAUGGACAAACAGAUUCAAGACCACGAAGAAAAGUUGGCCAAGGUGGUCAAGGACGCGGUCAUUAUAAAGGACGUGCUCCCCAAGCUCAUACAGUGUCGUGAAGAAGGCUGCGACAGGAAGUUUAAGACGACGACCCAAACGACGCAAAAUGGCAAGCAAAGCGAACGAACUGCCUGGAGCGCGUGGGUCUCCCACUAUAUAAUAAGCCACGCCCGGCAACAGCCUGCUGCCUCGGAAACGGCUGGAGGCACUGGAUUGUCACCGCCAUCACCGCUGUUACCGCCACAGGCUACUUUCGAAAACGACGACGGAACGUCUGGGAGCUUUGUCAAGUGGGCGGUAGAAAAUGACAUCUUGGAGGAGGUCACGGGCGGUACCGGUGGCACCGGUGGCACUGGUGGCACUGGUGGCUCGCGUUGGCAGCUGACGGUGUCGGCAAGCGGAAGCAGUCGGUGCCGCGGGAAACAGCGCAGACAGCAAAACGGACAGCCAAGCGGGCAGCCAAGCGGGCAGCCAAGCGGGCAGCCAAGCGGGCAGCCAAGCGGGCAGCCAAGCGGGCAGGAAGACGUGCUACGAGGCAAUCCGAACGCCGAAGAGACUCGAGCUGAAGAUGAUGAUGUCAUUGGAGAUGACAACGGCGGCAGCGAAGAUGGCCACUAUGAGCCUGAUCCCAACGCCGGUCAAUACAACAACAAUGACACUUACACCGGCGACCACCGUGACUACUUUGGUUAG